AGGACUAGCCUCUUCUGCGUCUUUCUGCACUCCCUGCCCCCUGGGCUGAGCUGCAGUGGGCCCGGUGUUUGUUUCUUCCGCGGUGGGGAAGUGGGCGGGACUGGUAGUGAGGAGCUGGAGUGGUGGUUUCGCGGGUUUCUGGCCUUUCCAGACCCUUGUUGGUUUUCUGGGUUGCGGAGCUCCCCUAGGGCCUGGGGGUUUGUGUCGUCCCGCGCACGUCAUCGUGAAGCUCGGUCUAAGGGUACGGUUUCCCAGCUACCCUGCCCCUCUGCCCGAGGCAGAGUAGCGGACUGGUGGGCGUGCUGCGCUGGCUACCUGCGUCCCGUCAAAGAGCCAGAAGCUUAAGUGAAAAUGGUACAUGUUAGAAGACACGAAACAAGGAAAAAUUCUAAAACUCAAGAGCAUGAGCAGAAAUCUCGAGUUGAUUGGAGGCGGACUAAAAGAAGUAGUAUUUCACAGUUAUUUGAUAGUGAUGAAGACCUUAAUAGUGAUGAAGACCUUGACAGUGAUGAAGAGCUUGACAGCGAUGAAGAACUUGAUAGUAACAAGGGGUUCGAUAGUAAUAAAAAGCCUGAAAAUGAAAGAAAACUUAGAUUAAUUGAAGUUGAAAGUGAAGGUAGUAGUAACUGUGAGCAUCUCAUGAACACUGGCAACAGUUCAACAUAUGAAGAAGAAAAUAACAAAAACAAACCUAGAAGUACUGACUCACCAGAUCAUGAAAAGCAUUCCAGUCAAGAGGAUGACGAUCUCAACAAACACACUGGACAGAUAAUAGAGGAGGAUUUAGAAGAAGAACACAUCAAGCGAGGGAAGAGAAAAAGGAUCUCCUCUGUUAUGUACGACAGUGAUGAGAGUGACAGCAGUGAUAUCCUAGUUCGAAAAGUAGGUGUUAAACGUCCACGUAGAGUGGUUGAAGAUGAAUGUUCUUCAGUAGAGAUGGAGCCAAAAACACCUGAAAAAACUUUAGCUGCAAGAAAGCGAGAACAAUUCCAGAAACUCAAAGAACUCUCAAAACAAAGAUCUCGUCAGAGACGCAAUAGUAGUAGAGAUUUUGAGGACUCUGAAAAGGAAUCCUGCCCAAGCAGUGAUGAGGAGGAGGAAGAAGAUGAUUAUGAAUAUGAUGAAGAUGGAGAUGAUUAUAUUAUUGAUGACUUUGUAGUUCAAGAUGAGGAGGGUGAUGAAGAGAAUAAAAGCCAGCGAGGAGAAAAAUUGACUACAUCACAACUGAAAUUAGUAAAACAGAAUUCUCUUUAUUCUUUUAGUGACCACUAUACUCACUUUGAAAGAGUUGUGAAGGCUCUUCUGAUCAAUGCUUUAGAUGAAUCUUUUCUGGGAACAUUGUAUGAUGGCACCAGACAAAAAUCAUAUGCACAAGAUAUGUUGACAUCUCUUCAUUAUUUGGAUAACCGCUUUGUUCAGCCUCGUCUAGAGAGUUUAGCUUCUAGAAGUCGUUGGAAAGAGCUAUAUAAGGAGCGGGUAGAAAAUUAUUCUAAUGUAAGUAUCCAUUUGAAGAAUCCUGAAAAUUGUUGCUGUCAAGCUUGUGGAUUGCAUCGCCACUGCAGAUACUCGGUGCAUUUAUCAGGAAAGUUGUAUAACACCAGGACUAUGGAAACAGACGAUUUCAUGUCACAUGAUAAACAGGUGUUUACUGUUGGCAGAAUUUGUGCUGAUCGUACCAGAAUUUAUCACAAACUGAAACAUUUUAAGUUCAAGCUGUACCAGGAAUGCUGCUCCAUUGCAAAGACAGAAGAAGUUGAGGAUGAACAGGUUAAAGAAACAGUGGAAAGAAUUUUCAAUCAGUCAAAAGAAAGUGGCUGGAUUAAGGAGUUUCCUACCACCACAAAAGUCAGGUCAUCGGGAUCCUCUCUCUCUUCAUUGGGAAUGGAACCAGAGUUCAUAAGAAACCAUUAGGUCAGUUAAUUCUCCUCAAUUGAAGUCAGUAUUUUGAACGCUAUUGAUUGUGAGAUUUCUAAAUCAUCCUGACCCCUCUCUUAUCUUGCCCCACCCUGGGUCUUAGCUCUUCAUCUUCAUUGCUAUCACUGGAAUUUGGGACCUCAUUACCUAACUUAUUACAAGACACUAGUAACUAAUUGCUAUACUAUUCUAGAAUAGUGUUUUACCAUUUUUCUUAAAACACAUGUCAGAUCAGGUCAAUCUCCUACCGUAUAACCUUUAGCAGGGUCACAUUGCCUGUCACAUUAUUGCUAAACUCCUUCAGCUAGCAUUUCAUACAUUUUAUUCUCUGACCACAAACUCUUUGGUUCAGUCUUCUCUUUCUGUUCCCCUACAAAACCUCAAAUUAUAGUUAAAUUCCAUAAAAUCUUGUCUUCUCACCGUUGCAUGGGCUGUUGUCUGCUGCAGAAAACUCUCCCCAGCAAAUCUUUGCCUAUCGAAUCCUUUUUCCCAGGACAGCUCAAGUGAUUCUCUUUCCCGAUCACUUCAACUAACCAUGGCUACUCUUCUGAGCCUUCCUAACAGUGUCUAUAUACUUUGUCAUAGCACCAGUGCCAUGUACUGGUGUUGUAUUGUACACAUAGUAUUGGUGUACUCCCAGUGAACUCUGGUCUGUUUAGGAUCAGGGAAAGAGAUUAUUUUUGUACCUAGACAGUCAUGAGAAAGUAUUCAAUAUAUGUUAUGUGUUCAAACAAUUCUUGUUGAGUAAGUUAUUGAAGUUGUUAUACUUCUAUAAAUAUGAUAAUAGAAAAAUUAUAUUUUAUAAGAACAUUAUGAGAUCAAUAAUAAUGUUCGGUUUGAUCUCUUUCCGCUCCUUUAUGAGUUAGAAAUGCUUAUUUGCAAUUGUGUCCCUGUUUAUAAUGAGAUUUUUGCUCGUGAUUAUCAUGAAAUGAACAUGUUCCUGUUUGUCUCUGUAGAUUGAAAAGGCCUACCUUAUCUUCUUUGCUUUGAGUAAAAUAACUAGCUUUUUUAUUGUAUACACAGAAAUAUGGUCAACUUCAAGAAUAUCUAAAUUUGGCGGAUUACUUUCAAGAUGAGAAGUUUGACUGAAUUGUAACACAUUUCCUUCAGAGAAGAUUUUAUAAAUUCCUGUAAAUGUGAAGAUCAUGAGUCUUGUUUCUCUGUAUCAUGUGACGUUUUUAUAAAUUUUAUGUGUAUUUUCAUGGCAAAUAUCUUGUUUAAAACAUAUGUUCAUCUUAAUUUCCAUGAAAUGGCACUCACAGUUGAAUAAAAGUUUUAUCUGCUGUACAUAGAAAACAUAAGCCUAAUAAUUUUUAAGUAAGUGUAUUUUAAAGUUACAAAACAAUGCCUUUAUAACAGAUGAUCAUCAAGUGAAUGAGCUGUUCAUGUUCUGUCACCUUAGUAGACAAAUACUGUAUUUUAAAAAUGAAUUUAGAUCAACACCUACGUGUAUUUAUUAUUGAAUCCCUGCCCAGAUCUGUUGAUUAUCCUUUCCAGUAUUAAAUGAUCUGCACUGAUAUAUUGUUCACUGCUAUCAUUAUCUACACCAGAGGGCCAUGGAAGAAACCCAAUGUUUCAUUCAGUUCAAUCCCCUCACCUCAGAAGCAGACUAUAGUUUACCCAUUCCAAGUAAAGGAACGCUUUUCUCCUUUUCUAAAGUCUCCUUUGGAAAUAGAUCUCAGGCCGCCAGAGUCUUUCAACCCUCACAUUCAGGAAUAAUUUCAUGGUGUGUUUUUUCAUGCUUCAUAAUGUUCUUUAUAUUUUUUAUUCGAUUUUGUCUACAUGCUAAUGAUUAAGAUGUAUUUUAUUUAUUUUUAUCCAUAACUUUUCCCAUAUAUGUAUUUAUGUUAGGAUCUGAAGAUCUCAGAGAGACAAAUUCAGCCAAAAAUAGUUUAAAAGCAUAUUUUGGCAUCUGCAUUGCUUUGCACAUUUAAAUUUUCUCAUAAUAUAAUAAAGUAAAAUGGUUUCAUAGUGAUCAAA
Molecule: messenger RNA, 3894 nt
Organism: Herpailurus yagouaroundi (jaguarundi)
Lineage: Eukaryota; Metazoa; Chordata; Mammalia; Carnivora; Felidae
Gene: CCDC82
Product: coiled-coil domain containing 82
Exons: 8
Coding region: 352-1911 (519 amino acids)
Cellular component (GO): nucleus
Source: RefSeq, a predicted model, not a curated record